Cinclus cinclus is the source of this 1945-nucleotide messenger RNA. It is a transcript of the gene HGH1, whose product is annotated as HGH1 homolog. Bases 1 to 1218 code for a protein of 405 amino acids. The transcript is spliced from 6 exons. The record is from RefSeq and is a predicted model, not a curated record. Lineage: Eukaryota; Metazoa; Chordata; Aves; Passeriformes; Cinclidae.
AUGCCUUUCACCCUUAGUUCCUCCUUUUUCCCCAACAAGACCUCAUCCUAUUGGCUCAUCCGCUCACAUCCAUGUAUUGCCGGUUCUGAUUGGCUGACGCGCCCAUCAAUCUCUGCGUCGCUACGCAACACCACCAUGGCGGCGGAGACGAAGAACUCCGCGAUGAUGGAGGAGGCCAACCACGAGGCUGCGGCGGUCAUGGCGCUGUCAGAACUCACGGCGCUGCUCUCCCCGUCCUCCCCCGCUGCUCCCGCAGCAGCCGAAGCCGCUCUGUCCCUGUCCGGCAGCCCCUCAGGCCGGGCACUGCUGGCCGCACACCCCGAGGCCUUAUCGGCCUUGGCCGCCAUGGCCGCCUCGGCCUCGAGCGGCGCCCACAGCGCCUUGGCCGCGCUGGUCAACGCCUCGUCCGAGCCCUCCGCUCUGGAACCGCUUCUCUCCGCUAUCCCUUCCCUUCUUCACCUCCUGCCGAGCUCCGGAGCCGCUUGCGGCGUCUUGGCCAACCUAAGCCGGGAUCCCGGUGCGGCAGCGCGGGUUGUGGAGGCGCUGGGCCCCGGAACGGAUCCGCUGCUGAGGGCGCUGAGCUCGGCCCGGCCCCCGGCGGAGCUCGGAGCUCUGCUCUGUAACCUCAGCCAAGCUCCCGAGGGCCGCCGAGCGCUGCUGGAGCGCUCCGGCGGGGUGGUGAGGAGGAUGCUGGCGCUGGUGAGGUGGAAGGAGUCGGCGGAGCUGAGGAGAGGAGUGGUGGGAGCGCUGAGGAAUUGCUGCUUCGACCACAGAGAGCACGAGUGGCUGCUGGGUCCCGAGGUGGAGGCGAUGCCGACGCUGCUGCUGCCCCUGGUCGGACACCGGCACCACGAACAAGAAGUUCCCGUGGAUCUCCAGUUCCUCCCCCCGGAGCACCAGAGGGAAGAGGAGCCCGAAAUCCGAAAAAUGCUGCUGGAAACGCUGCUGCUGCUGACGGCCACGGAGGGCGGGCGGUCGCGGGCGCGGUCGCGGGGAACGUCGGAGGCGCUGCGGGAUCUGCACGGCCGGGAACGGGACGCGCGCGUCGCCGACGCCUGCCGCAAGGUGAUCCAGGUGCUGAUCGGGGACGAGCCCGAGGCUGGCAUGGAGAACCUGCUGGAGGUGACAAUUCCCGAGGAGGUGGAGCAGCGCCUGAGGGACCUGGACAGGGAGCAGGAGCGGGAAUGGGAGCGGGAGGGGACGGAGACGGGACAGUGACACCGGGAUGGCACCAAAAUGGCGCCGGGAGGACUUGAGGGGACAGCGGGAUGUCCCCAAGGAGCCAUCGGGGUGACAAUGAGAUGUCCCCAAAAAGCCACCAUGGUGACAAUGAGAUGUCCCCAAUGGUCGCCAUGGUGACACUGGGAUGUCCCCAAGGAGCCAUCUUGGUGACAACGGGAUGGCACCAAUGGUCACCGUGGUGGUGACACCGGGAUGUCCCCAAGGAUCCACCACAGCGACAAUGGGAUGUCCCCAAAAAAAAACCACCAUGGAAACUACGGAGUGUCCCUAAGGAGCCAUCUUGGUGACACUGGGAUGGCACCAAUGGUCACCGUGGUGGUGACACCGGGAUGUCCCCAAGGAGCCAUCUUGGUGACACUGGGAUGUUCCCAAAAAGCCACCACGGUGACAAUGAGAUGUCCCCAAUGGUCGCCAUGGUGACACCGGGAUGUCCCCAAGGAGCCACCACAGCGACAAUGGGAUGUCCCCAAAAAAAAAACCACCAUGGAAACUACGGAGUGUCCCUAAGGAGCCAUCUUGGUGACACUGGGAUGUUCCCAGAAAGCCACCACGGUGACAAUGAGAUGUCCCCAAUGGUCGCCAUGGUGACACUGGGAUGUCCCCAAGGAGCCAUCUUGGCGACACUGGGAUGGCACCAAUGGUCGCCAUGGUGACGCCGGGAUGUCCCCAAAAAGCCACCACGGUGACAAUGAGAUGUCCCCAA